This is a messenger RNA of Vicia faba (fava bean), 1965 nucleotides long. NCBI's taxonomy places the organism in Eukaryota, Viridiplantae, Streptophyta, Magnoliopsida, Fabales, Fabaceae. The record is from the annotation of a GenBank genome assembly.
AUGAGUCAUCCAGCUGAUGAAAAUGUUGAAACAAAAGAGAUGGAUGGCAGAAGUUUGUCUUCAAAUGGACAGGAACCAUACGUGCACAAGGUUGGAAUUCCUCCAAAACAAAGCUUCUUCAAGGAAUUCCUAUACACCGUAAAAGAAACAUUCUUCUCAGACGAUCCUCUACGGCCUUUCAAGGAUCAGACAAAGUCCCGGAAGUUCGUUCUGGGAAUUGAAGCCAUAUUCCCUAUACUUAGUUGGGGAAGAACUUAUAACCUUCAAAAAUUUAGAGGGGAUCUUAUUGCCGGUUUAACUAUUGCGAGUCUCUGCAUUCCUCAGGACAUUGGAUACUCAAAGCUUGCUAAUUUGUCUCCACAGUAUGGACUUUACUCCAGCUUUGUUCCACCACUGAUUUAUGCGGUUAUGGGUAGUUCACGCGAUAUUGCAAUAGGACCAGUAGCGGUGAUUUCUCUCUUGUUAGGGACUUUACUUCAAAAUGAGAUUGAUCCCAAAACAAAUCCUACAGAGUAUAGAAGACUCGCUUUUACUGCGACGUUUUUUGCUGGGAUUACGCAGGCAACUCUUGGCAUUUUUAGGUUAGGAUUUUUGAUUGAUUUUCUAUCGCAUGCUGCAAUUGUUGGUUUUAUGGGGGGAGCAGCCAUCACAAUUGCUCUUCAACAGCUUAAGGGUUUCCUUGGGAUUGAAAAGUUCACAAGGAAAACCGAUGUAAUCUCUGUGAUGCAUUCAGUGUUCUCAUCAGCCCAUCAUGGAUGGAAUUGGCAAACUAUAUUAAUUGGAGCUACCUUUCUUUGUUUUCUUCUGUUUGCCAAGCAUAUUGGAAAGAAGGGCCAAAAAUACUUCUGGGUGCCGGCAAUUGCUCCAUUGGUAUCUGUUGUACUCUCAACUUUUUUCGUUUACAUAACCCGAGCAGACAAGCAUGGUGUUGCGAUUGUAAACCAUAUAGAGAAAGGGAUCAAUCCUUCAUCUGUGAAGGAAAUUUAUUUUACCGGUGACUACCUUGCGAAAGGUGUUAGAAUUGGCAUUGUGGCUGGCAUGAUAGCUUUGACUGAAGCCAUAGCAAUUGGAAGAACAUUUGCUUCUAUGAAGGACUAUCAGGUGGAUGGAAACAAAGAAAUGGUGGCAUUAGGAGCUAUGAAUGUCGUUGGUUCAAUGACUUCCUGUUAUGUAGCAACUGGUUCUUUCUCCCGGUCAGCAGUAAAUUACAUGUCCGGCUGUGAAACUGCGGUCUCUAAUAUUGUCAUGUCUGUUGUUGUGUUCUUAACCCUCCAAUUCAUCACACCUCUUUUCAAAUACACUCCAAAUGCCAUUCUUGCUUCAAUUAUCAUUUGUGCCGUCAUCAACCUUGUAGACUAUAAGGCAGCUAUUUUGAUAUGGAAAAUUGAUAAAUUUGACUUUGUUGCCUGCAUGGGAGCAUUUUUCGGGGUCGUUUUUGCCUCGGUUGAGAUAGGACUUUUGAUUGCUGUUUCUAUAUCCUUUGCAAAGAUCCUAUUGCAAGUCACGAGGCCUCGAACGGCUAUUCUAGGGAAGAUCCCUAGGACAACUGUGUAUAGAAACAUCCAGCAAUAUCCAGAGGCCACAAGUGUUCCUGGUGUAUUGAUUAUAAGAGUUGAUUCUGCAAUAUAUUUUUCCAACUCCAAUUAUGUUAAAGAAAGGAUAUUAAGAUGGCUGAUGGACGAGGAAGAACGAGUGAAAAGAGAGUACCAAACACGAAUCCAGUUUUUGAUAGUUGAGAUGUCACCUGUUACUGAUAUUGAUACCAGUGGCAUCCAUGCCCUGGAAGAGUUAUUUAGGAGUCUUCAGAAGAGAGAAGUUCAGCUUGUUUUGGCGAAUCCCGGUCCAUUAGUGAUAGACAAACUCCACACGUCCAACUUUGCAAAUUUUCUUGGUGAAGACAAGAUCUUCCUCACAGUCGCAGAGGCUGUUGCAUACUGUUCUCCAAAGCUGGCUGAAGAACCCUGA